ACCCUACCUCAUCCCAUGAACCACAGGGGGCCACAUCACCAGAAAAUGUAGCAGAAGUUAUGAAGGAAAGAAAAGAUAUUUGUCAUAGUCCAGAAAUUUCUGGAAAUUUACAGAUAGGUGCAGAAGAUAUUUCAGAAGAUCCAGAUAAAAAAAUAACCAUGACUGACUUUGCAGGACAGUGUUCAUAUUAUGCCUCACACCAAAUUUUUUUGAGUCCGCGGGCGUUCUUCAUUCUGGUGCUGAAUAUGGAGAAGAAGUUUGAUGAUAAGGUUGGAGAAGAAGUGUGUUGUCAGGAAGGCUCCAUUUACGGGGGAUGGACACACAGAGAUUAUCUUGAAUUCUGGAUGAAGUCCAUUCAUCAAUAUGGCAAUGAUAAGGCUCCUGUCAUCCUGGUUGGAACACACAGUGAGAACAAAACAGAAAAGGAAAAAGAACUGUUUUUCCGAGAAGUAUGGAAGACUCUUGACAUGAAGAAGAAGUCUUUGCAAAAAAACAUAUUGAUGUGAAACGUCGAUUUGCGGUUGGAUUCCAUGACAAUGAAAGCAUUGAAAAACUUAAGCUGUCCAUUGCUGAUGUCGUGUGCAAGCUUGAUCACUGGGGUGAAGAGCUUCCACAGUCUUGGGCUAUGUUUGAAACAUUCUUUCAGGAAAAGAAAAUUCGCAAGAUUUUGAGUAGGAGUGAACUUCAGUCUUUCAAUGAAACAUUGCCAGAGGGAAUAAAGCUCCAUAAUAUUGAAGAUAUGGAUGCCAUGCUGCAGUUCUUCCAUGACGUCAGAGAAAUUAUACACUUCAAUCAACAAUUCCUCAAUAAAGUUAUUAUUCUCGAUGUUCAGUGGUUUGCAGAUGCAUUUAGAAAUGUCAUAACAGAUAAAAACCAUGCACAAGAAGAUUUAUUUGAAUUUGCCUCAGAAUGGGACAAAUUCAAUGAAACUGGAGAAUUAGAUGAAGCACUGCUAUCUGCUAUAUGGAGAAUGAACAACAAUGAUUACAUCGAACAUAAAGAGGACAUCAUGAUGUACAUGGAGAAGUUAGGACUCUUAGCUAAAAUGAGCGACAAAAUAUGGUAUGUCCCGUGUAUGAACAAGAUGCAAUUUCCAGUAGACUGUUUUUCAUUAUACCAUGCUUCCUCCAUCCUCUGCUACACAUUUGAUUUUCUUCCUGUGGAAAUUUUCCAUCGCCUUGUAGCAAUGUGCAUGCAGAUUCCUUGGGAGAUUUUUACAGAUGAAGAAAGAGGAUGCAUUUACCAGACUGCAGCUAUUUUCAUGUUUCCUGACCAACAUCAUAACAUCAUGAUUGGAAUGACUCAAACAGAAAUUCAGGUGCAAGUAUUUGUUGUGGAGGGAGAAGUUGAUGUUUCAACCUGUCACCGUAUUAGAGAAAACAUCGAGAGUAUAUUACACAAUCUCUCCAACACAUUCCAGAAAAACUCGGAUUUCCAGAUUGCAUUCAAAUGCAAAUUCACUGGAUUUUGCGACAGCAAAGAAAGCGCUGUCAUUAGUGAAUCUAAGUUUAUCAAAGAAUCAUUUCUUUGUCCAUCCUGUCCGGCAAAGAAAAAGCACCGUAUAGUCACAGAAGAUAUAACAAAAUAUUGGGAACAGACCAAACCAAGUAAUCCCAGCACUUUGACAGCUUCUGGACAAGAUCUUGGCGGCCGCACUAGAUUUGCCAAACUUGGAAUGGCAAUAAACGAUGUGUUAAAUCAGAUAUACAGAGAUAUACUAGAGAUGGAGGUCCCCCCUUUCCUAAUUUACAACAAGGUGAAAGCAUCAUCAAUUUAUAAAAGAUUGCGCCCCGAGCAGGAAUACCUCUUACAAAAUCCUCAACAAUCAGGAUAUAAGACUUUUGAUAUUUCAUUGACAUACACACUGAUCAGAAACAUUUGUUCAAAGAUCCCGAAACCGACAAAAGGAAAAUGGGGCGACGAGCCUACAGCAGGAGAAGUGACCGUGGGUGAUGAUAUCGAGAGAAUUAGGUCAAUCCGAAACAGUUUGACUGCACACGUGAGCUCAGCAUCCACCCCUCAGACAGAAUUCAAUGACACCUGGUCGACAAUGUCAGACAUCUGCAAGAGAUUGGAAACCUUCACUGGAAAAACAUACUUGGAUAAGCUUGAAAAUAUUCAAAAACUACACAUAAAGGAGGAAGAUGAAGAUACUUUUAAAAAAAUGAAAGAAAUGUGGGAGAAAAUCAAAUUAAAUAUACAAGAAUUCGAAUCCAUGUUCAAACCUUACAUAGAUGCUACAAAUUAAGAUAACCAAUCUUUGAAUGCGGAGAGAAAUGUUUGAAUCAUAACGUACAAACUGGUCGACAUUUUCAGAUAUCUGCCAAAAUUUGAAAAUAUCACUGUAAGCGGGUUACAGUGAAACCAAUACUGUCGGAUUUUAAAGAAAGAAAGCUUGAAAGCAAAGAUGCUACAAAUUAGGGGUAUUACUCAUAAAUCGUUUAACUAUGUGAAUGUGUAUAUCGUUAAAGUAGUCUGAAUUCAUUAUCGAAUACUGCAGUGAUUUUUUUUUUGUAGGAUCUGAUAUGUAAACCUGAGAUUCAUCAUAAUAUUCUUAUCCCAAUUCUGGGGC
Molecule: messenger RNA, 2572 nt
Organism: Saccostrea cuccullata (small rock oyster)
Lineage: Eukaryota; Metazoa; Mollusca; Bivalvia; Ostreida; Ostreidae
Exons: 4
Coding region: 626-2248 (540 amino acids)
Source: RefSeq, a predicted model, not a curated record